GGUCAUAUAUAACUCAUAAAAUAGUGAACCAAAAACCAAGAAAAUCCAUAAAAGAAAAAGAUGGAAUUAACUACAACUUCACAGUCUCUUUCCUAUGCUAAUCUUCCAAAACUACCAUCUCUGUUCCCAUCUAGAGUUAAUGUUUGUUCUUCCAAUUCCAUUAAUAUUCUUGGAUUUAAUUGCAUACCCAGAAAGCUAAAAUGCAAUGCAAGAAAACAACUGAGACAAUUUGGAGCUAUCCAUGCUUCUGUGGCGGAGAGCAAUUCAACUAAUGUUUCUGUUACAUGGCUUCUUGAAUUUAUAGGUGAUGGAGACGCAAGACACAUCGGUUCUCCAACUGCAAAGCCAGGCUCUCUUGAAAUACCUUCUGGUGCAGUUACUGUCGGACGUCUUGCUGAGAAGGCAGAUAUGGUCAUUCCGGUGCCUACAGUAUCUGCUGUACAUGCUCUGCUACAAAGCAUGGAAGAGUAUCUCGUAGUUACAGAUUUAGACAGCACGAAUGGCACGUUCAUCGGAGAGAAGAGGCUCAGACCUGGUGUGGCUGCUGCUGCAUCACCUGGAAGUCUCUUGACAUUUGGGGACACCAAUUUGGCGAUAUUCCGGGUAGCAAAGCUUGAGAAGAUGGAAACUCCAUCUGAACCAGAAAAAGCUGAAGCUAAUACAGAGGAAGAGGAGCCAAGUAGCAGCUAAAAGUUCAGAGUUGUUAUUAUCUGCAAUAAUUUUGUAUACAGAGGAAAUUUAUAUAUGUGCUUCUAUUGAACUUGUGUUGUCCAUUUUCUUCUUGACUUGAGGUUAUCCCUUUGUUUUCCUUUCCCACCAAUUUUUAUAUUAGCCUUGAGUUUUGUUUCUUUA
Messenger RNA from Nicotiana tabacum (common tobacco), 852 nucleotides. RefSeq lists its product as uncharacterized. NCBI's taxonomy places the organism in Eukaryota, Viridiplantae, Streptophyta, Magnoliopsida, Solanales, Solanaceae. The record is from RefSeq and is a predicted model, not a curated record. Gene Ontology annotation, molecular function: protein binding.